GUCCAUACACACAAUGUGAGCACUGGGUCACCAAAUUUCUAAUCUGGGAAUCCCCCAUUUGCAUGCUCUGUUAUGGAUGAAAUAAUAACAUUUGGAUGUUCCUCAGCAUCUAGAAUACGGACUUUAUACUUCCAACUCUUAAACCACAUCUAUUCCACUAAAAGUGUAAUAUCUUUUGUGCACAGUGCUCUCCAAUUGAAUGGAUCAAACUAACUCCAUAAAAAUAGAAAGAUAUUCAGACUAUGAAUGUUCUAUUUCAUUGAUUAAUCUGUGUAUACCAGAAAGAGAAGUGAACAUGGUAAUACAAAACAGUCAUAGGUCUUGCAUUUGUAAAUUCAGCAUUGGCCUCAAAUCUGUUGCAUUAGAAGCAAGUGAAGGGAGAAAAUUUGUUGAGGAAUAGAAGCAAGUUAGUUAAACAUAGGCCUUGUAUAUUCAAGCACUCAUCCAAAAAAUCUGCUCCUAGCCGAAUGCACAAAUCUCAUAGAAUUUGAAAUCCUCUAUUUGAGCGAUGAAGCUGUUUCAACAAAAGAAAAAUACUAGUGGUGAGCUAUCGCAAUGACUCUAUACUUAGUCUUCAAUGCUUUUUCCAGUUCCAUGAUCAAUAUGGGAAAUAUUAGUCCUCUUACUGAAUCAGCUGGGGAGAUACACAAGAACUGCAGGGUAGUCAACUGACAGUUGCACAGUGCAUUGGUUAUUGCACUUAUAUACAAUUAAGUAAGAACUAAAAUUAUCUUAUAGAAUGCACUAAAGUGUUGGUGCUUUUAGGAAUGCUUGCAGAAUUGAUGUUUCCAUCUUCUUCUUCUUUCUGUAAUAGUUUAUUAUAACAAUCUCUGUUAUUACUGCAGAGGCAAAUUCUUACUUGGCCAUUGUAGGAAGGAAUUCCCACACUAUUGUUUAUGGACCUUUGAUGCAUCUGAUUGAUUUUUCAAUCAACAGAGUCUACUUAUAUAGGGUAAUGCAGUAAUUUCAUCUAUCCACUCUCUCCUCACAAGUCCUAAGCCUACCCCACCAACCUCCUUCCUCCUACACCUGCCAGAGUCUCUUAUUCUUUUACUUUCUCCUCAGCAAUUCUUUCCUUUGGUGGUCAGUAUAGAAUCUCUCCUUUGGCUAUAAGAUGAGAUUUCUUCUUUCCGUGUAUAAAACUAUAAGUAUAUCGGAGAUAUGAAAGGGUAUUGCUUCAAAAUUUUCAGUUCACAUAUGUAAUCAACGAAGAAGCAGCAGCAACAAUAUGGGCAGAGGAGGAUGCAUGAAUGGAGAACUGGAUACAACAUUGUAUAGUUCACCCGUUCCUUUGAUUGGCCUCUACAUCGCUGCUGGAACAUUGGUAUGCUUCUUUUGCAUGACUUUUGAUUUGGUGUAUGCAUUUAUUCAGAAGAAACCAUUUGUUCCAUGUAAACUGUUUCCUAUGAACUCAUUUACUCUGACGGUGCUGGCAGUAGCCACAAAAAUCCCACUUGAUCUUACCACAUCCAUGCCUAGAGCUGAGGAUCAGCUCUCCAAGCUCAUGGGCACUGCAUUGUUGUGCACCGCACUUGGGUUUUAUAUUCCAUCACUGGGGACUAUGGGCACAUCCGAACGCUUCGGCAACAUGGCAGCAUUGAGUGUGAUGGUGAUUACCAUGGUUGCUAAUGUGUGUAUACAAAUGGGCACAAGAGUGAUCUUUGCCUUCACAAUAGAACACAUCAUCAUCAUGGUCUGCCUCUUAGUACUGCUUUUGUUUAUGUGGUCAUCUGCUAUUGCAUUUAGAGGCCAAACAGAUGAUUGGGGAUCUUACUUUAGAUCUGAAAUAUCAAAAGAUAUAGAAAAUGCAAAAAAGGGUCCACAGGGAUUAAGAAAACUAUUGGUGAAGCUCCAUGUAAUCAACUAUACGGGCAACCCUCAAACAUUGUUAUGUGAAACUACACAUCAUCAUGUGUUUUGCUUACUGUGUGCCCUUUCUUCAGCAGUUGUCUUACAAGCCAUGAUAAGGUCAUUUGCCCUGAAAAACAUGAGGUUAUAUUGCAGUGCUUCUGACUACGGAUGGUCAAUUCCCAUCAUGAUUGUAGCUCAAUUACUAACCAUUGUAGUGGGAACUUUUUCCAUCAUUUAUAGAUGGUUUUCAUUCUUCAGCCACUCUAACAAGAGUGAUCUCCAUGCACAUAAAGAUUUUCAUUUUUAUCAGCCAGAAAGAGAAUUAGAAUAUCUGAAGUUGAAGACCUUACCUUUUAGAUUCUUCAGCAGCAGGAAAAAACUCUCUAAUAUAUGUCUAGUUGCCAAAAAAAUUAUCAUGAAUGUGCUUAUGCGCACUCAAAUCGUGUUAUACGAUUGCAGCGGUUUCUUCAUUGGGUUCCCAAUUUAUACUGUCAAGACAUUCUUGAGAUUCAUAAUUCCAUUUGAUCGUAUCUUCUUCCAUGAGCACACAGAAGAUAAGGAUAUUGAAAUUAUAUUAGAAGAAAUUUCAAUUUUUGACAUGUCAGAAUUAGAGGAUAUUGCAUUAUCAUCUCUGUGUCGCUACCCUUUCAAAGAAUGGAUUGUAAAAAUGGGCAUCAAAGACAUGAUGAGAUGGAGAAAUACAGAUAACUGGGACCGUCCAACUCAUCUCAUCCAAUUAAUAUCCAAAUGUCCUACUUCUGGUUCUGCUUCUAAAUCAGAACGUUCCCUCUUGCUCAUAAAAAAAUUAGAAGCUAUAGGCAAAGAAGUUUUACGGAGAAAGGAAGCAAUUGGCUACCGAUUCGAAUAUGAAUACAGAGUUUCAUGUGUAUCAGUGUUGGUCCUUUCAGGAAUGCUUGCAGAAUUGAUGCCAUCUUCUUCCCGUAGGGAAUCUCUAUUACAGAGCUUAAGUGAGUCAUUUGAAACAAUUUAUUAUGUAGAUCAGAGGACCACAGAUACUCCUAGCGUGGACGAUAAAAGAAGAUGGACAGCAGCAAAGGAUGUGUGGGCACAAUGGGGGAAUCCUCAUCAUUGGUUCCAAACUAAGAUCAUCUCAAGUGCAUUCAAGAAGAAAUUCAAGGAAUAUUCCAAGUUAGAUCAGCUACAUCAUGCCAUUGGGGAUGCCUAUGAUGCUAUAGAAAAAACCAUUUCCAUUGCUAGUAUACAACGUGGUUCGUCAUUGGCUAAAAAGCACAUGGCUCUGAUUGGAACUGAAUUGCAAAUCAUUUGUACAUUUAUACUACAAGAGCAGCAACAGGAGCAGUUUGAAUCAGCUGAGGAUGUAUUUGAUUUAUUAGAGAAGUGUUUUGCUGAGAUGCUCUAUUUUAGCCUCUCUGGUCUCCCAAAGGCCAUACUGAAGGAUAUCGAUGAAGAUGAUCCAACUGAAAUAGGUGAAGGAAGAGUGAAAAAAGCCUGGAAGUUCCUUUGUAAACUUGAGCUGUUAGGAGACACAAUUGAAUGGUCAUGGCCAUUGAGAUUUGAACCUGAAAGUCAAGCAAAUGUUGUCCACUCUGACUCUCCUCCUGUAGUUGCUCUUGAUUAUGGUUAUUCAGAAGUUGAAGCUAAUGUCUCAAAUGUCAUUGAUGGUGAGGUUUGCAAUAGUGAUGUUUCCCUUGCUGCUACUGCUUGUGCUGUAGAAGAAGAAGAUGAUGAUGAUGAAAUUAAAGAAAUUGGGUCCGAUGAGAUUGUUUGAAUGACAAUGAUGGGCAUCGGUUACUAUUGCAGGAUCAUGGCCUGAACAUCAAAACUUUGGAUCAUGGUUUCUUAGAUUAUGCAGCAGCAGGGAUAGAAGGGAAAGGAGUCGAGCAAGGCCUCAGAUGUACAGCAGAGCAAAGCAUGAAGCACAAGAGAACACUGGAAUGACUCUGCUCAACUUCAACAAUGGAUUAACUAGAAAUGCAACACUUCGCCAUGGACAAUAUACUACCUUUCCCCAACUUGUAUUAUGUCUCCCUGAUAUAACAGUUUGAUUUGGUAUGUUACACGAAAGUCGACAG
This is a messenger RNA of Macadamia integrifolia, 3905 nucleotides long. RefSeq lists its product as uncharacterized. The coding region runs from base 1229 to 3601 and encodes 790 amino acids. The record is from RefSeq and is a predicted model, not a curated record. NCBI's taxonomy places the organism in Eukaryota, Viridiplantae, Streptophyta, Magnoliopsida, Proteales, Proteaceae. The transcript has 2 exons.